Eufriesea mexicana is the source of this 1912-nucleotide messenger RNA. RefSeq names its product ATP-dependent RNA helicase me31b (gene me31B). The transcript has 8 exons. Gene Ontology annotation, molecular function: nucleic acid binding; RNA helicase activity; ATP binding. The coding region runs from base 289 to 1623 and encodes 444 amino acids. The record is from RefSeq and is a predicted model, not a curated record. Lineage: Eukaryota; Metazoa; Arthropoda; Insecta; Hymenoptera; Apidae.
UCGUGUACGUUCAACGAGGAAUAAUUAUCGCUCGCAUUUGACGCAGUGCGUUAGUCUCAUAUUACAAACGGAAAAGAACGUAAUAUAGUGCCGCGUAUUACGCGAUACGCUUUCCGAGCAAGUAAUCCGUGUUAGUGCUCCGUAAGAAAGAACGUGGCGGUUAAGCACUGCAAAGAAAACUUGACAUUGGAACGGCCAUUUUGGCGUGUUGUUUCCUAAUCGAGUGCUCAGCUCAGCAUCGAUAUCCAUCCAUUUCAAGGAAAUAGAUAAUAUUUCAUCAUUUUCAAAAUGAUGACAGAAACACAUAUAAAUUCCAAUCAUGUCCUAAAUUCUGGUUUGAAUACCAAAUCAGACAUAGAGAAAAUGGACGAUGUGGGUUGGAAAGCCAAAUUAAAAAUUCCACCAAAGGACAAACGAAUAAAAACUAGUGAUGUUACUGAUACUCGUGGCAAUGAAUUUGAGGAGUUUUGCUUAAAACGAGAAUUAUUAAUGGGCAUCUUUGAAAAAGGCUGGGAGAAGCCUUCUCCAAUUCAAGAAGCCAGUAUUCCCAUUGCAUUAUCUGGUAAAGAUAUCUUGGCCCGUGCAAAGAAUGGGACUGGUAAAACUGGGGCCUAUUCUAUUCCAGUGCUAGAACAGGUGGAUCCACAGAAAGAUGUGAUUCAGGCACUAGUACUUGUACCCACUAGAGAGUUAGCUCUUCAAACAUCACAAAUUUGCAUUGAGCUAGCAAAACACAUGGACGUAAAGGUAAUGGUAACUACUGGAGGAACAGAUUUACGUGAUGACAUUAUGAGGAUUUACCAGACAGUGCAAGUAAUAAUAGCAACACCAGGAAGAAUUCUUGACCUUAUAGACAAGAAUGUUGCAAACAUGGAACAUUGUAAAACUUUAGUGUUGGAUGAAGCUGAUAAGCUUCUGUCACAAGAUUUUAAAGGAAUGUUGGAUCAUGUCAUUUCGAGAUUACCACGUGAACGUCAGAUACUGCUGUAUUCAGCCACAUUUCCUCUGACGGUAAAGCAAUUCAUGGAAAAACACUUAAGAGAUCCAUAUGAGAUUAAUUUAAUGGAGGAACUCACAUUGAAAGGUGUAACACAAUAUUAUGCUUUUGUACAGGAAAGACAAAAAGUUCAUUGUCUUAAUACAUUGUUCUCCAAGUUGCAAAUAACGCAAAGUAUAAUAUUCUGUAAUUCAACACAACGUGUUGAAUUACUUGCGAAAAAAAUAACAGAUCUUGGGUAUUGCUGUUAUUACAUACACGCGAAAAUGGCGCAGGCACACCGAAAUCGCGUGUUUCACGAUUUUCGAGCAGGGCUAUGCAGAAACUUGGUCAGCAGUGAUCUGUUUACUCGUGGUAUUGAUGUUCAAGCUGUGAACGUCGUAAUCAAUUUUGACUUUCCAAAAAUGGCAGAGACAUACCUUCACCGUAUUGGCCGAUCAGGACGAUUCGGUCAUUUGGGUAUAGCAAUUAAUCUAAUCACAUACGAAGAUCGUUUUAACUUGCAUCGUAUCGAACAAGAGCUUGGAACAGAAAUUAAACCUAUUCCAAAAGUAAUAGACCCAAGUUUGUAUGUAGCAAGAUCAGAAGACAAUAAUAGCAUGGAAGAGGGUAAUGUGUCUAAGUAGUUUCGAUACAUUGUCACGAUGUUUUACAUGCGCUCGAAGAGUUUAAAGUGUUAAAUGGUGAUUGUGUGACUCGUACAUGUAAGGCAUACAUUGCUAUGCUUUGAACUCACAGAGUGAAACGUUAUUUCAGUCUGAAAAGUAUUGUCUGGGGUGUUUAACAGUGUAUAAAGACAAAACAGUGCUAUGAACAUUUUGAUAAAAAAAAAAAGUGGUCUAUAUAGAAAAAAAAAUUGAAAAUUUCAAUUAACAUCACAGUAAAACAGCGAAAACAUGAAUUACUUGUAAAUAA